Nelumbo nucifera (sacred lotus) is the source of this 779-nucleotide messenger RNA. RefSeq lists its product as uncharacterized. NCBI's taxonomy places the organism in Eukaryota, Viridiplantae, Streptophyta, Magnoliopsida, Proteales, Nelumbonaceae. The record is from RefSeq and is a predicted model, not a curated record.
CGUAAUAUGGAGACAAAAGAAUGUAUAUAUAUAAGAGGCGACAUUUUAUCAACAUUUGUCUUGGGGUCCCAAAUCUUUGGAGUGGGUAAAGAGAUAACGAUGCCAUGGACAUUAUCACUCCACAGGGUAACGUGAGGCUCUCAUUCUGCUAAAGAAAAACAAGAUUUAGCUUUUGGGUAGAGGGAGACAAUGAAGAAAGAAGUUGAGAAUGAAGGAUCAUGAGCAGGAACUCGAAAUAGUCAAGGCGGUUGCACAGGCCUGGCAUGGCCGCAACUCCGGCAAUACUGCCACAGCCACCAAGGAAUUUGAGGCUUACAGAAACAAUUUCAAGAGCAAGCCCAGUCGUUUCAAGCUCGAAGCAGCCAUGAACAAGGAAUGCCGCAAGCAGGGGUCCGUCGUCGUCGGUCCGGCCGGUCCCAGCAGUUGGGAUUUUGGGCAGUCCUUAUGGGAUUCCUACGAGAUCGUAACCUUGUCAAAGAGGCUAGAGGCAGGUCUAGUAUUGGGGUUGGAUCACCCGAUCCCGAUGUGUAUACCUGAAGAUUCGAAUCAUCAGGGAAGUAGGAAACGUAAAGAAAGCAAAAAUAGUUUGAGAAGUUUGUUUAACAGAUUCUCUUCAAGAAGAUUUGAUCAUGUGCAUAUCCCCCGAGACGAUCAUCAAUUUUGAUACGAUACAGAUGGAGAUACAAAUCAAAUGCUUUGUCUCACUGCAGUACGUUUUUGUAUAACUAGAUGGCCAAAUAAUUAAUCGUCAUAAUAAAUUUCUGUCGAGGCUUUGGGAA